AUGAAUGCUAAUUUCCUUCCGGAUACAGGAACACGCAUCACGUCCUUCUCCCAGGCUGACCUGACCUCCCGCAGUGUCCAGUAUGUUCACACCAGCGAAGAAGAGAAGCAUGCGGACCAGUUCUCCUUCAUCGUGUCUGACGGCGCUAACGAGGUUGCCCAGACGUUCUACAUCACCAUCCGGCCGGUGGAUGACUCCCUCCCCCUGCUGGUGGUUCCUGGGAUGAGGGUUCAGGAGGGGGUCAGGAAGACCAUCACUGAGUUUGAACUGAAGGCCACCGACGCUGACACAGAGGUAGGCUGGCAGACU
This is a messenger RNA of Oncorhynchus keta (chum salmon), 309 nucleotides long. Its product is annotated as extracellular matrix organizing protein FRAS1-like. The record is from RefSeq and is a predicted model, not a curated record. NCBI's taxonomy places the organism in Eukaryota, Metazoa, Chordata, Actinopteri, Salmoniformes, Salmonidae. The transcript has 2 exons. The annotation marks the transcript as partial.